AUGGGGAGUGGAAUUAGCUCAGAGAAUAAGGAGUCGGCCAAAAGAUCCAAAGAACUGGAGAAAAAGCUUCAGGAAGAUGCUGAGAGAGAUGCAAGAACUGUAAAGUUGCUAUUAUUAGUUUAUAUAAACUUUAAUGAAGACCAACGGCAACUUUGUACUAUGGCAAAUGCCCUGGACGACGGUGGUAUGACACCUGAACUGGCUGAAAUAAUAAAACGACUGUGGAGAGAUCCAGGAAUCCAGGCCUGCUUUGAAAGGGCCUCAGAAUAUCAGCUUAAUGACUCGGCAGCUUACUACCUUAACGAUUUAGACAGAAUAACAGCUCCUGGGUAUGUUCCAAAUGAACAGGAUGUUCUACAUUCUCGAGUGAAAACCACUGGAAUUAUUGAAACUCAAUUCUCCUUUAAAGACUUGCACUUCAGGAUGUUUGAUGUAGGUGGACAACGAUCAGAGAGGAAGAAAUGGAUUCACUGCUUUGAAGGUGUGACAUGUAUCAUAUUUUGUGCUGCGCUCAGUGCCUAUGACAUGGUCCUAGUGGAGGAUGAAGAAGUGAACAGAAUGCAUGAAAGCCUUCACCUCUUCAACAGCAUCUGUAAUCACAAGUAUUUUGCAACCACCUCCAUUGUCCUGUUUCUCAAUAAAAAAGACCUCUUUCAAGAAAAAGUAACCAAAGUGCAUCUUAGUAUUUGCUUUCCAGAGUACACUGGACCAAAUACAUUCGAAGAUGCUGGGAACUACAUCAAGAAUCAGUUUCUAGACCUGAAUUUAAAAAAAGAAGAUAAGGAAAUCUAUUCCCACAUGACCUGUGCUACAGAUACCCAAAAUGUCAAGUUUGUGUUUGAUGCAGUUACAGAUAUAAUCAUCAAAGAAAAUCUGAAAGAUUGUGGUCUUUUCUAG
Elephantulus edwardii (Cape elephant shrew) is the source of this 897-nucleotide messenger RNA. RefSeq names its product guanine nucleotide-binding protein G(t) subunit alpha-3-like. The transcript has 7 exons. The record is from RefSeq and is a predicted model, not a curated record. Gene Ontology annotation, cellular component: heterotrimeric G-protein complex; photoreceptor inner segment; photoreceptor outer segment. Lineage: Eukaryota; Metazoa; Chordata; Mammalia; Macroscelidea; Macroscelididae. Bases 1 to 897 code for a protein of 298 amino acids. Gene Ontology annotation, biological process: detection of chemical stimulus involved in sensory perception of bitter taste; sensory perception of sweet taste; adenylate cyclase-modulating G protein-coupled receptor signaling pathway. Gene Ontology annotation, molecular function: GTPase activity; G protein-coupled receptor binding; G-protein beta/gamma-subunit complex binding.